Molecule: messenger RNA, 6357 nt
Organism: Oreochromis aureus
Lineage: Eukaryota; Metazoa; Chordata; Actinopteri; Cichliformes; Cichlidae
Product: potassium voltage-gated channel subfamily D member 2-like
Exons: 5
Coding region: 310-2106 (598 amino acids)
Biological process (GO): protein homooligomerization; potassium ion transmembrane transport
Cellular component (GO): membrane; voltage-gated potassium channel complex
Molecular function (GO): protein binding; A-type (transient outward) potassium channel activity
Source: RefSeq, a predicted model, not a curated record
GCUGCUCCUCGCGCUCAGCUCUCGGGAUCAGGGGGACCGUUGGCGGACAGAGCAUGCGUGGCGGCCGCGUGUGUGCGCGUGGAGCGGGUCCGAGCGGCGAAUCAAAGAGGAGAGCGACGCUCUGAGACUUUUUCCCACUUUAAAGCGUUUCUGUACACGCGCGGCACACGUGGACGUCCGUGACCCCGCCGCGUGGCUCCGGUGCGUACGGCCCGUUCUUCGGGCUCCCCGGCUGCCCCCCUCCCCCGCAUGUCCUCCCGCGGCUCGGCCUGACCCCUCUCUGAGCGCGCGCACGGCUCUGGGAGCAGCAUGGCGGCGGGAGUGGCCGCGUGGCUGCCGUUCGCACGCGCGGCGGCUAUUGGCUGGAUGCCGGUGGCCAGCGCGCCCAUGCCGUUGCCGCCACAGGAGAAGCGGCGCACGAAGGACGGGCUGCUGGUGCUAAACGUGAGCGGCACGAGGUUCCAGACAUGGCGGGACACGCUGGAGCGCUACCCGGACACCCUGCUGGGCAGCACAGAGCGAGACUUCUUCUUCCACGAGGAGACCAACGAGUUCUUCUUUGACCGUGACCCGGACAUCUUCCGUCACAUCCUCAACUUUUACCGAACUGGGAAGCUGCACUACCCCCGGCAGGAGUGCAUUGCGGCGUAUGACGAGGAGCUGGCGUUCUUCGGCAUCGUCCCUGAGAUCAUCGGGGACUGCUGCUACGAGGACUACAAGGACCGGCGGCGCGAGAACCAGGAGCGCAUCCAGGACGAUGAGGACAUCGAGCAGUCCAAUGAGCCGGUGCCCGUGGACAUGAGCUUCCGGGAGAGCAUGUGGCGUGCCUUCGAGAACCCACACACAUCCACCAUGGCUCUGGUCUUCUACUAUGUCACUGGGUUCUUCAUCGCAGUGUCGGUGCUCGCCAAUGUGGUGGAGACGGUCCCGUGUGGCACCGCGCCCAACCGUGUCAAGGUGAUGUCGUGCGGUGAGCGGUACGAGCUGGCCUUCUUCUGCCUGGACACCGCAUGUGUCAUGAUCUUCACCGUGGAGUACCUGCUCCGCCUGCUGGCCGCUCCCAGUCGCUACAAGUUUGUGAAGAGCGUGAUGAGCAUCAUCGACGUGGUGGCUAUCAUGCCGUACUACAUUGGCCUGGUCAUGACCGACAACGAGGACGUGAGUGGUGCCUUCGUCACACUACGCGUUUUCCGGGUGUUUCGGAUUUUCAAGUUCUCGCGGCACUCUGCGGGACUUCGCAUCCUGGGCUACACGCUGAAGAGCUGCGCCUCGGAACUCGGCUUCCUGCUCUUCUCGCUCACCAUGGCCAUCAUCAUCUUCGCCACUGUCAUGUUCUACGCCGAGAAGGGCAUGUCUGGGAGCAAGUUCACCAGCAUCCCUGCAGCUUUCUGGUACACCAUCGUGACCAUGACGACGCUGGGAUAUGGUGACAUGGUACCAAAGACCAUUAUGGGGAAGAUCUUUGGUUCCAUCUGCUCUUUGAGUGGCGUGUUGGUCAUCGCCCUGCCGGUCCCCGUCAUCGUGUCCAACUUCAGCCGAAUCUACCACCAGAGCCAGCGAGCCGAGAAGAGAAGAGCGCAAAAGGCAUCCAAAGAAGCAGGACAGGCGCUGGUGUGUAAGGCCAACCCUAACUUCGAGGUGCAUCAUCAUCAUCUCUUGAACUGCCUGGAAAAGACCACGAAUCACGAGUUUGUAGAUGAGAAGACGUAUGAGGCGAGCUGCAAGGAUGUUACGCUGCUGAAGCAGGUUUCUUGCUCUUCCUCCAUCUCCUCCUCUUCAACUCAUGGCCUCAGCUCCUGUUGUGGCCGCAGGAAGAGGAAGACCUUCAACGUCCCAAACUCCAACAUGUCUGUGGGUCUGCAGGGCAGUCUCCAGGAGCUGAGCACCAUCCAGAUCAGGGAGCGACCGCUUACCAACAGUCGUUCCAGUCGAUCCAGUCUCAAUGCCAAAUUUGAAGAGACGGUUCCUCUAAACUGUGACCAACCCUACAUCACCUCCGCUAUCAUCAGCAUGCCCACACCACCUGGCACCACCCCUGAAGGUGAUGAAUCUACCAGCUCCACUGACUACUCCCAGGCCAACAUUGUGCGGGUGUCUGCACUUUAGGCCCCAAAAAGACUCUCCCACACAGCCACCCACUGCGCUGGAAGACGGCGGGCGUUGGCGGUCUACAGCUUGAACCACAACAGACUCAGAGUAGGCUUUGGUAGCUGCAUCAUGUGUCCAUAAUGGAAGUGAUGGGUUAACUUAAAUGCUUCAGACCUGCCGUGGAGAAGCAGGUCUACAGGUCACACUAAAACUGACUCUGAUUUGGACUGCAGUUGUUUAUUGUUCUCUCUUUUUCUUCUGGGAGGAUUUUUCCGCUGGUAAAAUAGUAGCAGCCUGAUUGAAGGUGAAUCUCUGCUUCUUUCUGAGAGGUCAUCACCACCACCAACGUAUCUUUGUCCUGAAUGGUGGCUUAGCGAGCCAGCGCAAUGAGAAUUGGAUCAUUCUGAAAUAUGUUUAGCACAAAGACUGGCAGCUGGGGUCAACGCUUCACAUUCAUUAUAUGUUGUAUCCUCUCAGUCAGUUACUAGUCCAUGUAGCUGCAUUUGACUUUCUGGAGCUGGACUUUAGGAUCAGAAGCUCAAUCUGAGCUAACCAGACUUGUGUUUUAAUCAUGCUUUAACCUUUUAAAUUACCUGCAUUGCUUUCAUAUUAGGUCUACCGUACUCCUUUGAAAGAUAAUGUAGAAAAUACAUAAGGCAUCAGACACAUUUUCAGCUUUUGGUUUAGGCUCAGAGGUCCUCAGCUGAUUUUAACUUUAUCUCCAAUCACUGGAAUUCACUUAGCUGGGCUUCGAGUCUUUGUUCUAAGUUAGACUAAACCUGUCCCAGUAGAAACCAGGUUGAGAUGGAUGGUGACGGAGGGUUUAUCUUCACACUGUCACACUUCUGAACCUGACAGACCCUCUGUGUUUGUAGAAAAUGUUCUGAGGACAUGUUGAAGGUUGGGACUCGCCAUCUGUUUUGCAGUCUUCUGCGUCUCUUUUAUAAGUACAUAUUUAUCCUGGGUGGAGGCUGUUUGUCGCUGAAGACUUUAGCGUUUGUCCUAUCAUGGGUGGGACAUGUUUAACUCCUGCACCAUCAAUGUGGUGAAAACUCAGCAGCAGAUAUUUACAGCCUGCACCCAGUGAUGAAAUAUAUCAUGUAAAUUCAUUAUUAUCAUUAUUAUUAUCAUGUUAUUUUCUUUCAAUCAUCAUCAUAAUUUUUGUUAUUAUUAUUUAUCAGUGGUGGUGAAUGGGAAAGGUUAUCUUGAGGUGUAAGUGCUUAAACAAUGAAAUUAUCUGUUUUUUGUUUUUUUUUAAAUUUCAUUUCUUGGAUUUUAUUUGUUAGAUUUUUAAUUAUCUUUUAAAUCUUGUUUUCAUUUUUUGAAAUAAUGAUAUAUUUCCUUUUACCCCACGUCAGUAGUUUGUGAUCUGCUGGCUACAGCCCUGAACAUGUGAGUGCUCCACAGUGUGUUAGCCACAAACAGUGGGCGGGGCUUUUCUUCUAAAAACAUGUGGACGAUUUGUAUUUGCAGCCGUCUGAAGAAGAAGACGAUGAGGAAAACAGUGAGCAUGCUCAUUAUCUGUGUGUUCCUGUCCACGGAUCCGUGUGUUUCCAUGAAAGCCAGGACGCUCCUCUGCAUGCACAUCUGGCUGGUGGUGUGAGCAGUUCGGGUUCUAGUACUUAUUCUGUAAAUAUGAGUUUUCUAGCUGACCUUUCUGACUGCCUUCCUCUCUGCUGUACAGAAACACCAAACCGCCAUCGUGCAAAUGUUGAUGUCAAUUUGUGAUAAGAGAAUCUUUCUGUUGUUGCACUGGGUCUGGCAUUGAUGUGUAUUGUAAUGCUUGCAGACUGAUUUGAUGCACUUGUUGCCUGAUAUUUUGUUUCUCAGUGUUCACCUGUGUGUUGGGUUAGGUGACAGGACACAGAUUUACAGCACUGACUCUGAGCUGACAGCUGGAACCACAGUUUAAACAGAAAACGGGCAAACUCCCAGUUACCCACAAAAACAACCACAACAACAAAAAAAGUGCUUUGUUUUUUGCUGUUGGCAACUUUUCGGUUAAAGAUUUUAACAAGUACUGUUUAUCUAAAGUACAAACUAACAGAUCCCAUUGUUUGAUGUAAAAAUUACCAAAAAAGUGAUUUUGUAGUUCAGAAAGAAGAGCAAUGAGUAUAAAAUCCAGUGUUAGCUGCCUGUGUAGCUUUCACAUGCUUAUCUCACAGAAACAUGUGAAAUUUGUUGCCUGAAUCACAUUAAAUGGAGACUGAAGUAAAAAAAUUCAACCAAACAUCCAGAAAUCAUCUUUGAUCAGUCUUUUGGUCUCCCUCUUCUGACUACCGGCAUGGUCACACUGACAGCCUGAAAGCUGCAUUUCCUGAAAUGUCCAGCAGGCAGCAGUGAGUCAGUACCCACAGACUUGCAUGUUAAAACUUUACAGCAGAAAUAAACAUGUUUACAGCCUGAUACGCAAACUGUUUGUCUCUGUAGAUAUUUCCCCCUUCAUUACACCUGUAUGUGGGGAAAAUGUUUUCAUAACUUACCUGCUUAAACUGUAUUAAACAGGUGAGUUAUAGAGUGUAUAAUUAGGGGUGUGGCCUCUCUCACUGACAUGCAAAUGGCAACACACAUGUAUACUAGGUUUCACCUCAGCUAACUGGAGUCCCUGAUCUGGACCUCUGGACCGUGUUUGUGCUGUUGGAGCCUUUUGGAGCAUUUUUAAUGACAUCAUGUGACGAAUAACAGGGCUUCUAUGAGGUUACUGUACUAACAGACGGUCCAGGAAGGUGGAGCUCCAGUUCUGGUGAAAUUCUAGGAUUUUAUUUGGAAUGUUCUGAGAACUACUUAACAGGUAUCCGUGUCUGUGUAAUGCUCCUCUACAGUCUGUGGAUGCAGACUUAUCAUUAGUUGAUAACUUAGAACCAACAUAGUGACGAAAUACAAUCACUCCUGGAACCAAAAAAAACAACAUGACAGCAGCUAAAAUGCUAACAUGAUAUGUCAGUCCACUGAUGGAUGAUCUCAUACUUUCAUGACAGUCUUUGGGUUUUCUUGUAUCGUCACAUCAGUAACAUCAAAGCUCACAUGUGCUGUCAAUACAGUUGCAACAUCUUUAAGGUUUUAAAAAAUUAUUUUCACAUGUUUCUGUGAGGUCAAGUUGGAUUAAGUUUAUUUCUCAAAAACGCUGAAUCAAUAAGAAAAAAGGGAGAAUAAGAAAACAUUUCCUGUCUUCUGGAAUAUUUUUUAGAGCACUCCAGAUUUUUUUAUUUGUCUGUCUCUAUCAAUAAUAAUUUAUUGUUAUUAUCUACUUCAAAAACCUUCAUGAUGUCACACUGUGUGGUUUUAAAGGUUUAAAAAGGGUUUAGGGUUCAUUUCAUUAAUGAGUUCUUAGGUUCAGAGUGGUGUUGCUGUCUGCUGGGACCCUGAUGAAUGUUGAAUAUCUGCUUGUAGAUUUUGGUAUAAAAAAAAAGUUCUUUGAAUCUAUGUGACUCAUCAUGAUGUGCCGUACACACCAAGUCUUAAAGCCUCAUCAUUGCAGAGGUGAAAGACCAUCGGUUUGUUCCCGUUUUGAUACAAAGAAAACAAUUUUCUUACGAAACAAACUGAAACCUCUCAUCUUUCUUCGGGGAAAAAUUUCUCUCUCUGGCUGAAUUUUAAGGAUGUGUUGACAUGUUGGAUUUUUCAUUUCUACGCCAUGUAUGGAAUAAAAAAAAAUAUAAGAGCACAGAAGACCACAUUUUUUUCUUGCUCCUCCAGCAGUAAAGAGCAGCUGGUUUCGGGUUCUUACUGUCAAAGCUUGACUUGUUUGACUCGUCAGAAUGAGGAUCCAAAUGGCCAGCCCUGCUAGCAGCACCUUUACAACUUCACUCAUCCAUGUCUGCUCGAGUUUAAUGUGACUUAUGCAAGUGACUUCUCUAUGCUUUCCUUUGUUUUGUAAGGACAACCUGUGCUUUGUAUUUAGAGUGCAGGGGACGGGCUGAGGGGGAAAGGAUGAACAUAUUUUUGAGGAAUUUAUUAUUAUAAGUGUUAAUAGUGCACAUGUGUUGUAAUUGUUUGUGUAAUUUCUUAUUUUUUAAAUUAUUUCCAUGAGAGUUUGUAGUGUUGUAUGUUCAAUUAACAUCCCAUGAUAUUUUUCUAAAGUCGUUAGAACAUGCAUGCAUUUGGAGCAGAGAUGAAGUGAUAAAAGAAAGUGUAAAAAUUAGAGACAUUUAUGACAACUAUCACUUUUGUUUGUUACAGCUUGUGUUCAUUGAAGAUAAUAUCUAAAAGAAAAAGAAGCUCAUGGUUUUAGUCCGGUGCCGUGUCUGAGUAAACAGAAUAAAAACAUUG